Erythranthe guttata (spotted monkey flower) is the source of this 2379-nucleotide messenger RNA. It is a transcript of the gene PUB14, whose product is annotated as plant U-box 14. The record is from RefSeq and is a predicted model, not a curated record. Gene Ontology annotation, molecular function: protein binding; ubiquitin-protein transferase activity. Gene Ontology annotation, biological process: cell surface receptor signaling pathway; protein ubiquitination. NCBI's taxonomy places the organism in Eukaryota, Viridiplantae, Streptophyta, Magnoliopsida, Lamiales, Phrymaceae.
UCUCUCUCUCUCUCUAAAAUUCAGCAAUUUUUCAGACAUGACCUCCUCUAAAUAAGACUCCAACUCGAUUCCAUAAUUUACAUUCUUACACAUUCUUAUUACAUUAUUCUUCGCUGAGUUCUUCAUUUGUAAUUUUGAAAUCCCACCUUUUUCAGCUCAAGAAAAAUCGAAUUAACCUUUUUGAUCCCCAAUUUCGUUUUCUCAAUCCGGUGCUCUCUUACUGUACCGCCUGCAAUUCACGCGUUUUUGUUGUGGAAUUUUUCGUCGACGAUGGCGGAAAAUCCAGAGGAGGCGAUACUGAGUCAACUCAGUGAGUCCGUCAAAGCCAUCACCGCUUUGCCCGAGUGCAAAACCGUUUCCAGGAAGAUGUACGGUAAUCUGGUCAGAAGAAUUAAGCUGCUGAGCCCUCUCUUUGAGGAGUUGAAGGACGGCGGCGAGGAGCAGCUUGCAGACGACGUCGUUCAGGGGCUUGACGCGCUCAGAAUCGCUCUCGACUCGGCUCUUCAGCUUCUCAAAUCGGUCCACGAAGGCAGUAAAAUAUUCCAGGCUCUGCAAGUUGACAAAAUCGCGAGCAAAUUCGAACAAGUAACACAGCAGAUCGAAGCAGCACUAUCUCAGGUUCCCUAUAAUAAACUCGAUAUAACCGAGGAAGUUCUCGAACAGAUCGAACUUUUACACGCGCAAUUCAAAAGAGCAAUAGGUCGAAUGGAAUCUCCCGAUUUGGAACUAGUGAGGGACUUAGCUGCAGCACAGAUGGAAGACGACCCUGACCAAAUGGUUUUCAAACGGCUUUCGGAGAAGCUCCAUCUCACCACAACAAACGAUAUUAAGGCGGAGUUAAUUGCCAUACACGAUAUGGUCAUCUCUUGUGGCGGUGGUGGUGGUGGUGGUGGGGCCCACGAGGGGAUUUCAGAUGAUUAUAUUGAGACCAUGUCGUUUCUUCUGAGGAAACUGAAGGACUGUGUGAUGACGGAUAAUCAAGAAGCCGAGUCGAAUGAGAUUGACAAGAGUUCGAUGAAGCACAGAUCUCCUAUUAUACCUGAUGACUUUCGUUGUCCGAUUUCGCUGGAGUUGAUGAAAGAUCCUGUGAUUGUGUCUACGGGGCAGACUUACGAACGGUCCUGCAUUCAAAAAUGGCUAGACGCUGGCCACAAAACCUGCCCCAAGACUCAGCAGACACUCUCCCACACUGCCCUAACUCCCAACUACGUCCUGAAAAGCCUCAUCGCACUCUGGUGCGAGAGCAACGGCGUCGAGCUGCCCAAGAAACAGGGCAACUGCCGCAACAGAAGAUCAUCCACCACCAGCACCGCCUCCGGCGGCACCUCCUCCUCCGAUUGCGACCGGGCUGCCAUUUCCGCUCUCCUCAAGAAGCUCGCCAACGGCAACCCCGACCAGCAACGUGCUGCCGCCGGCGAACUUCGCCUGCUCGCCAAACGGAACGCAGACAACCGAGUUUGCAUAGCCGAAGCCGGAGCAAUCCCUCUACUAGUCGAACUCCUCUCCUCCCAAGAUUUACGUACACAAGAGCAUGCAGUCACAGCCCUCCUAAACCUCUCCAUACACGAAUCCAACAAGGGCAUUAUCGUAAAUGCCGGCGCAAUAUCUGAUAUAGUAGACGUUUUAAAAAACGGAAGCACGGAAGCGAGAGAGAAUGCGGCGGCAACCCUUUUCAGCCUAUCGGUCGUCGACGAGAACAAAGUGGCGAUCGGAGCAGCAGGGGCCAUCGCCCCCCUCAUAGACCUCCUCUGCCACGGAACUCCUAGAGGUAAAAAAGAUGCCGCCACGGCUAUUUUCAACCUCUCGAUUUAUCAAGGGAAUAAAGUGAGGGCGGUGAGAGCUGGGAUUGUACCGCCACUGAUUGGGUUGUUGAAGGAUCAAGGCGGUGGAAUGGUGGAUGAAUCGCUGGCUAUAUUGGCUAUACUUGCGAGCCAUCAAGAAGGGAAGGUGGCUUUAGGACAGGCUGAGCCGAUUCCGAUUUUGGUCGAGGUUAUUAGGACAGGUUCGCCACGUAAUAGGGAGAAUGCGGCUGCGAUACUGUGGUCUUUGUGCACCGGAAAUUCGCAGUGUUUGAAGCUUGCGAGGGAGCUCGGUGCUGAAGAGGCUUUGAAGGAGUUGUCGGAGAAUGGGACUGAUAGGGCGAAGAGGAAGGCGGGGAGUGUUUUGGAGCUUAUUCAGCGAGUCGAAGAGGUGGUUAUUUCGUAAUGGGUAGUUUUUUUUUUUUUGGCAAUGUAAGUAAAGGUAAGGUGUGUAAAGCUAUAGAUACAACAAUGUCUUGAAGUUUGUUCUAAUGUGUUUGCACUUGUGUGUGGGGAUUGUCUAUAGGGAAAUACUUGAAACUUGGAAAUUUUACAUAUAUAUAAAUUUUUUGGUGGUGUA